Messenger RNA from Nasonia vitripennis (jewel wasp), 1372 nucleotides. Its product is annotated as coiled-coil domain-containing protein 137. The transcript is spliced from 3 exons. Lineage: Eukaryota; Metazoa; Arthropoda; Insecta; Hymenoptera; Pteromalidae. Bases 376 to 1314 code for a protein of 312 amino acids. The record is from RefSeq and is a predicted model, not a curated record.
UCGUUCCCACCGACUGCUCUUACAGAAACGUAUAUCCGGGAAUGCUGUCCUCGUGUUUAGCACGAAAAUCCAAAUUCAUCGGGAUCCACUUGAUGAUUUAUCACCCGCGACGGUCCGGAUAUGACAGUUCGAACAGCUGACAGAUCGCGACUGAUGCGGUCUCUCUUAUUAUUUUCGUGCCUCUCGCAUCAGCCUGCCGAAAACGAUCUGAUCCUCACUCACGUGGCGCUGCUUGCGUAUGUGGAUUGUGGGUGGAAGUAAGACGCACGUGUUCGUGCAGUGUACUAUAUAGUGGAGUAUAUCAGACAGAGCGUCGCAUCGCAGCCUCGAAAUCUAAAAAAGCCAAUGUCGCUGCGUCGGUAGCAUUGACCAGAGAUGGGCCGUAAGAUUCCGGGGAAAAAGCACCGCGGAGUCAAGGAUCCGGAUAAGCAAAGGGCCAAGCGUCUGUCCGAAUUAGAGACAAAAAUCAAUGCUCCGCCGAAAAAUAUCGAUGACCAGGACAUCCCCAAGAGUCUGGAGCGUCUGAUCAAGCUCAAGGACGCGGUGAGGAAUAAUCCGGGUCUGGUGCAGAAGAAAAAGAAGAAGAAGAAAGGUACCAAGCUCAUCAAACUCGGUGCUGAACAGGUCAAGAGCAAGCCUCAUCCUAAAGGCAGACCUGAGAAGAUAGUACCUGUCUUUAACCAGAAGCCUGGUGAGACGGAGCAGCAGUUCUUGCACAGAGUCAACAGAGAGACGCACAAUUUUAUCAAGGAAACUGAGUUUGAGCAGAGGUACAACGUUGUAGUGGAACGUAAUCCGGCUACUGGUGAGAUAGAGGGUCUUGCAAAGAAGCCAAAAGACGAACUGUCUGAAUUAGAGAAGCUUCAAGCUAAGCACAAGAACAUAAAGAAAAAGAAGAAGAAGACAGGUGACGCUGAGAGUGCUGUCAAGUUGUCAAAGUCCCAGAAGAGGAGACAAAAAUUGUUACAGAAGAAGCAGAAAAAGCAUCAGGACGAUGUUGACGAGUUUAAGACUUUCAAAGACAAGGUUGAGUUUGGUGAAAUUGCUCACGCACCGCCAGAGUUGAAGCCUUUGACUAAGAAUAUUAACAAAGCCUCUAAUAAGGUAAAGACUAAGGGUCUGCUGCUCAGCUCUCUCUUGGAGAACGAGAAUUCGGAGAACAAGCCAAACGCAAAGGUAAUUGACAGGACAGGCAAGCGCAAGGAUCUUCCAGUGGGAGAGAGGCGUCAGUUAGAGAAACAGCAAGCGGAUGUCAUCGCUGCUUAUAAAUUGUUAAAAGCAAGGAAAUUCGGAGACUCUUCGAUGUCUGCUUAAGGUUUCAAUGUUACUGAUUUAUUUUUAUACAGAAUUAAAGUAGAUCUAGAAUUUAUUA